UAAAUAUAAAUAAAACUCACUUUAUGGGUAAAACAUCGGUGGAAAACUGCAUGCUGAGCAAGGGGAAAUGGACAGACCUGACUGUAAGGGCUGAUUAUGUGGUGGAUUCUUUAGAUGUUAUAAUUCAUAAUUCAUUUAUAGAUAUAACCAGGGCUGUAGUGGACGCUAAACGCAAGUAAACGCAGUUUACCCACCUCUGAAAUUUGAGAAACAGAGUUUAUCCACUUCUCACUUCAGAGUUUAGCUACCUCCCAAUACAGUAAAUGUACUACCAUUGGUUGCGAAUCACAUUGAAGUAUUCAUAGUUUACCCACCUCUUAUUUCACCACUACACCCUUGGAUAUAACGCUAUAUAAAAUGAGUUGAAUACCAUUUAUCAUAAUAUUAAUACUAGUACAAAAUGAAAAGCUGCUUUGUGCUAAGGAGCUCCGCCUUGAAUUCGGGAUCAGAGCUACCCCUCAGCGCCUCGGCAGUGUAUUGUGUCGGAGUAAUAUGUAGAGUCGUUUUGUGCUCCUUGUUGUCAUGGCGAAGAACAGGAUAUAGCGCAACAUGCGCAAUAAAAAAAUAACAAAAAGAUGCAAUGAUGCCUCUUAUUGACCUCUCCAUCGUAUUAUUAUUGAACUUCCAUCUGACUCGUGUGAUUCUGACGGACAUACCAAAUCUGGGACAAGAUAAGCCGAGACUUUUCCUGAACGGAGAUACAAUUCCUAUUCAACUUCAGCAUCCAACCGAUCAGAACUUUACCGUAUUAUUUCUACAAGACACCAAAGAUGUUCUAUAUUUGGGAGGCACUGAUUUUGUGCUAAAGAUUGAUGUGGAUAGUAAUUAUGUUAUGGAGACAUUUCAAUUGAAUAAAUCAGCCAAUGAGGUGUGUUCACAGGGACCCUGCAGAAAUGUCAUUACUGUCAUCGAAGAAUUUCAAGAUAGCUUGUUUGUCUGUGGAACCAACGGAUACAAGCCACAGUGUUGGAAGCUGUAUUCCCAGGUGGGCAAUCGGUCAAGUGAAAUAGUAGAGAGCUACGAUGGAACAGGGAUUUCACCAUAUGUUUAUACACAGAACCGGCUCUCCCUGACAGUAGAGGGGGACUUAUACGCUGCGGCCCCUUUGGAAUACGAUGGUAGUUCUCUGCAGUUCAGAAGAAAAGCCGGCAGUAGAACUAACGUAUGGAUGUAUGACAACUGGGUGUCAGAGCCCACCUUUGUUGCCGCAUCCUGGGUGAGGCGGAAAGAAGACCGAGAGAAUGAGAAGAUUUACAUUUUUUUCCGGGAAAAGAAUUCGGACAGCAGUCCCGAAGCGGACCCUUGGGUCACGAGGGUAGCCAGAGUUUGCAAGGUGGAUGAAGGCGGCUCAAAGAGAUUCUUCCAGAACACGUGGACGUCUUUCCUGAAGGCUCGGCUGGUGUGUGGCUAUCCAAAGGAGUCGCUCUACUUCAACCACCUCCUAGACGUGUAUGUGUUGCACGCAGACAACUGGCGUGACAGCAGGGUCUAUGCACUCUUCACAAGCAGCUGGAAUUCUACAGCAGUUUGUGUAUAUUCGAUGGCAGAUAUUGAUGACGUAUUUGAGAAGUCGAACUUCAAGGGUUAUGAAGGAGACAUUCCCGACCCAAGGCCAGGAACUUGUGUAAAAAACAGCCGGGGCCUACCGUAUGCAACGUUAAACGUGGUGAAGGACCACUCUGAAAUGAGCGAGUGGCUCCACUCCUCCAUACACCCACUGGCUCCCUUCUACGUCAGCAGCUACAACUACACAAAGCUGGCCGUGGACCGCGUGAGAGCCGCUGACCAGCACACAUACAACGUUCUGCUUCUGGCCACCGACACCGGUAAAAUCCAUAAGUGCUUAGAGCUUGGUUCGGAUACUUUCAUCAUUUCAGAAACCCAUCUCUCCAACCACUCAUCCGUUCAGUCAAUGAUACUUUCCUCCAAGAAGAAAAAGCUGAUAGUAAGUUUUGCAGAGGAGGUCUUUAUCCUUGACCUCCCACAGUGUCACCACUACAACAGCUCCUGUGCAGAGUGUGUCCUCUCCAGGGACCCCUACUGCGCUUGGACUCAGAAUCGAUGCACAUCAACCAUCAUGGGGGGUAUUCAAAAUAUAAUUGAGCAAACAACGGGUGUUUGUACAACAGCGUUUGAUGAGCCAAAGACCCUCGACAAGAACAGACAGGAAACGGUGCGCCCCACCCAAGCAGUCUCCAGGGCGGCCCACGUGGUCCCGCUGGGCGUUCCCUUCUACUUGUCCUGCCCAAUAGACUCGUACCACGCCACCUACGUGUGGAAGCACGUAGGUGGCGACACCAGCUCCUGUCAGCAGAUGGGGUCCCAAUGCCUGCACCUCAUCCCGGCCCUGAAGUCCGGCAGCUACGGCCGCCACCAGUGCUUCUCCCAGGAGCGAGGCUACACCAGACUGGUGGCAGAAUACCUGCUCACCAUGCCACCCGCGCCGGACCCCAGAAACCACAGUGAACGCAUUUCUGUGUGGCGUGUCGAUUGGGUCGUCCUGAUUUCAGCCACUGCGGUGGUUGUUGCAUGGCUUGGCGAUUAGGAGGUGCCCCAGAAUAGCAACGCAAUCGCUUGGUUGGAUCGCUUCACUUCUAACAAGCUGUGCACACUCAUUAGAGGUGGCUGUCUGGGAAUAAGGGAUCAAGCUGUUUAGUGUCUUGCCACACACUUUAAGGUCAGAGAGAGAGAGAGAGAGAGAGAGAGAACUAACUGCUUUUGUUCUUCACAAGCACUUUACAUUGUUGUUAUUAAUAGAGAAAUAUCAAAGAGUGUGUGUGGUGCGUGCGUGUAUGCAUAAUAUGAGAAUAACUUAUUUAUUUGGUCGUCUCUUGGAAACAAGGUUAAAAAAGGGCUUCCCAAGAUCUUUUUUUCUUUAUAACAUUCUCAGGCAAGUCAUUCCAGAGCUGAAUGAAUUUUCCUAAGGACAACAUGCAUUUUGUAUGACCAUUUUUGAAUUCCCAACUUGCUGAUUGUGUUUUCCCUGCUACUCUUUAAUCUUAAAAGCCCACUGCCUAUGAUACAAUCUUUGUGGUCCGUUGAGGUUGAGAACAGGAUUUAGAUCUUUGACUUAAUUGGCUUUCAACCCAGCCCUGUCUGUAUUUUUCACAGAAUAGUAAAUACCAGUUAAUGAAAACAUCCAAACAUUCAUUCUCGUUCUAAAUUUUAACUGUGAACAUGCUUUAAAAUGAAUUCAUCAUUUAUCUGUAAAUUAUACUAUAUUUAGUUUAUUAUAUUUUAGUUUAUUUAUUAGCAAACGAUGAGAAUCAAACAGCUUUAUGUGGGUAGCCUACUCCAACCUCAUUGCUGAUCGAUAUGUUGCCCUUUAUUCGUAUAUAAAUUAUUGAUUGCAUUUUUAGUAAAUAGUUGGAAGGAAUCUGUUUCGCAAUAACAUUGAACUGUAUUUUUUUCUAGGCCUUCAUAGAUUUACUAUGUUGUUGGUGUUAUAGGCCUAUGUUGUAUGGAGCAAUCUUUCAUAUUUAUAAAGUUAACUUACACUUCCA
This is a messenger RNA of Gadus morhua (Atlantic cod), 3503 nucleotides long. It is a transcript of the gene sema7a, whose product is annotated as semaphorin 7A (JohnMiltonHagen blood group). The record is from RefSeq and is a predicted model, not a curated record. Gene Ontology annotation, biological process: positive regulation of cell migration; neural crest cell migration; regulation of inflammatory response. NCBI's taxonomy places the organism in Eukaryota, Metazoa, Chordata, Actinopteri, Gadiformes, Gadidae. Gene Ontology annotation, molecular function: semaphorin receptor binding; chemorepellent activity; integrin binding. The coding region runs from base 581 to 2545 and encodes 654 amino acids. The transcript is spliced from 14 exons. Gene Ontology annotation, cellular component: plasma membrane; external side of plasma membrane.